GCCGGUAGUCCCAGAGACUCCACGUGGGCUCGGAUUUGGGAUGUUUUCCGGCUGGGCCAUGGAUACACCGCUGAGGCGCAGCCGGCGGCUGGGAGACCUAAAGCGUGAGUCUCCCGAGAGCCCCACCUCGGUUUUGCAGGCAAGACCGGCCCUUGUGGAAUUCGAAUCGAAUCUAGAAACCAGGGAGCCCGCCUCUCCUCGGCAUGAGAGGCAACCCGGCCUGGAGUUCCCGCAAAGUCAGCCGGAGACGUGUCCAGGUUCACCUCGUCUACGACCAGGGGUAGGCUCGGGGUCUCCCCGAAGGGAUUCGAGCCCAAGAUCCCCCCUGGAUCCCCCCAGGUCCAGGCCUGCAUCUGGCCUGGAGUCUCCCCGAAGACAACCAGAGUCGAGCCUUGAGUCCCCCCGACGUCAGCCAAAGCCAAGUGGGGAGUCACCAAAGUUCUUCCAGAACCAAGAGGAACCGGACGCGGAAUUGGCCCACAGUAGGGAAGAGCUGGCCGGGGAGUCCCACCGACGUCAGCUGCAGCCGGGCCCAGGAUCGCCAGAGCCUAACCCCGGUCAACAAGCGCCAGGUCCCGAGCCCUCGUCCCCGCUGCAGGACCUGACACCUCAGUCAGCUGACUCCACGCGGGGUCAGCGCCAGCCACCUCCAGCCGGGACUGGGGAGCCGGAGAAAGACGGCCAGUGGCCAAAGAAGCGAAAAGGAUCUCCCGCCCAGGCCCCAGCGCCCAAGAAGUUGAAGGAGGAGGUGGAGAUUCCUGUAAUCCCGAAGGGAAAGCCCAAGUCGGGGCGCGUGUGGAAGGACCGCUCCAAGAAGAGAUUCUCCCAGAUGGUUCAGGACAAGCCCCUGCGCACAUCCUGGCAGCGGAAGAUGAAGGAACGGCAAGAGAGGAGGCUGGCCAGGGAUUUUGCACGGCACCUGGAGGAGGAGAAAGAGAGGCGUCGGCAGGAGAAGAAACAGCGCAGGGCCGAGAACCUGAAACGCCGCCUGGAGAACGAGCGCAAGGCAGAGAUAGUCCAAGUGAUCCGAAAUCCCGCCAAGCUCAAGAGGGCCAAGAAGAAGCAGCUGCGCUCCGUCGAGAAGCGGGAUACUCUGGCCCUGCUGCAGAAGCAGCCGCCUCAGCGGCCAGUGGCCAAGGCCUGAGCUCGGGACUGCCCGGAGGCCUCCUGCAGCCAACCAUCAUGUCAGACCGUGGCACCAUGGUCGCACAACUCCGCCGGACCCAGCACCCCAACUCUAGCUCCAGCACAGGGGCCCCACUCCAGAUUGGGCUCCGGCUCGGAGCCUUUGAGGGCUCUUAGUCAGGUCUUUGUGAGACAGGGGCCCAGAGGGAGCCUGGGACCUGGCAGAGAUGAGGGGCUGGGGCAGGGGAAGAGGUUCGGCGCCCUCCUGUCUGCUUCUCUCCUUCUCCAAGUGCCUUCAGACCAAGGAGAAUAAAUUCUUCCGGUUUCUUAGGGAGCUAGUGACUGAGGAGUGACUCCCCUGAAUGCACAAGUUCUGUGUCAAGGUCCUGGGUCCACCCAGGCCAGGAGGCCCUCAGUCGGGAUCCAGCUCCGCCAUACCUUCCCAAAGCCUACUUUGGGUACCUCUGCACUGUACUGACCCCUCCCCAUGCUGAAUCCAGCUCCACCCUCUUUUUUGCAACAGUGAAAGGUGAAAGUGCAAGGUUGCAGGGAGUGGCAUUUCUCUCCAGCCCGCUCUUUCCUGUACCAGCCCCUGCAGGAGCCCCACAGGUCUGACUGUCUGGCGCCAGUCCUGCCUGCGACAGACAUAUUGACUGACCACCUGCUGUGUGCAGGCCCAGGUCUAGGUUCCCAGGAAUACAGGCAGAAGUCCCUGCCCUUGAGCUUUCAUUCUUACAGAGAAAACAUAAUAAACUAGUAAAAUUUA
This is a messenger RNA of Artibeus jamaicensis (Jamaican fruit-eating bat), 1891 nucleotides long. It is a transcript of the gene CCDC86, whose product is annotated as coiled-coil domain containing 86. NCBI's taxonomy places the organism in Eukaryota, Metazoa, Chordata, Mammalia, Chiroptera, Phyllostomidae. The record is from RefSeq and is a predicted model, not a curated record. The coding region runs from base 41 to 1144 and encodes 367 amino acids. Gene Ontology annotation, cellular component: nucleolus. The transcript is spliced from 4 exons.